AUGGCCAGCAGCUUGGCUGCAUGGUUGGCCACCAGUGAUAAUGUGAUCUCCUCUGAUGAAGAUGUGUCCAACUCCCCCAAUGUUGAAGGCAAAGAAUAUUGUCCUGAGCUGCUUCAGCCAGGUGCAACAUGCUCGUCUCAGUGUGCAGGUGAUGCUGCACCUGCAAAUCCUGCAUGGUUCCCAUGGCCUGAUAAACAGACAUGCAUACUCAAUAUUCUAUGGCACCUCCUGCAUUUGUUAUUUUCAGAUGUGCAACUUCAGGUCAUCCUCUGGGGACUUGCAAUCCUCAGAGUUGAUAAUGUUCCCUCCAUGAAGAUGCUCAAAGAUAUUGACAAUUCCCUCCAGGCCCAAUAUGGGAUUCCAUCAGUCCAUUAUCAAGGUGCACUUGGCCAUAUCUAUUAUGUCAACCACCUGCCUUCUAUCAUCACACAAGAAAUGGUGAACCCAUGCAUCCACCCACAUAUCCACCAUUACCCUGAAGAUGCUGGGGGGUGA
This is a messenger RNA of Pisolithus orientalis, 495 nucleotides long. RefSeq lists its product as uncharacterized. The coding region runs from base 1 to 495 and encodes 164 amino acids. The transcript has 4 exons. The record is from RefSeq and is a predicted model, not a curated record. Lineage: Eukaryota; Fungi; Basidiomycota; Agaricomycetes; Boletales; Pisolithaceae.